Tarenaya hassleriana is the source of this 2758-nucleotide messenger RNA. RefSeq names its product heat stress transcription factor A-1d. NCBI's taxonomy places the organism in Eukaryota, Viridiplantae, Streptophyta, Magnoliopsida, Brassicales, Cleomaceae. The coding region runs from base 1324 to 2514 and encodes 396 amino acids. Gene Ontology annotation, biological process: regulation of transcription by RNA polymerase II. The transcript is spliced from 3 exons. The record is from RefSeq and is a predicted model, not a curated record. Gene Ontology annotation, molecular function: DNA-binding transcription factor activity; RNA polymerase II cis-regulatory region sequence-specific DNA binding. Gene Ontology annotation, cellular component: nucleus.
UUUUCCCUUCACCUUUUUCUUCCUUUCUCGAUACUGAAUUAUGCUUUUGCGUCAAAUUAUUUGCCUAACUUUUAGGUCCAUGCCGUUCUCAACUUAGUUUCAUUUGGUUUAUGGCUUUCAUUGCUGAUGAGAGUGAACCAAUCUCUGCAUAAAUUUUACGAUGGCCGUCCUUGCUAUUAGUAUCACAUGGUUGGUAAGCCUGUUACUGAGGCUUCCUUGCGUACAGAGAAGGAUUAGAUCGGCUGAAUUAUACUUGGAGCCCUUGUCUGUUUUUUCGAGCGUGGCUGAUUCGAACUAUUACUCGUAGUUUUUCUUGUCAUUGCCUGUGUGGCAACAUAAAGGUGAAGAAAGAAGAAACUUGGAUAAGAGAGCAAAUCUCAUGUUGAUCAUGUCCUGUUACCACUACACCCCUAUUGUUUUACAUGAAUCAGGGUUUCUGGAGACAGGUAGUCUUCAGAAACUAAUACAUGUCAAAGUUUGUUUCAUUCGGCAGAGCCUGGGAUGUAAGUGAUAGUGCAUAUAAAAUUUUACUUAGCUAUUAGUUAAGUGGGUAUGUGGUGUUGCAAGCUUUGGAUAUCGGUUGGCUUAUGUCAUUUGCAGCAACAAGUCAGGUGUUGUGUGUAUCAUUAUGGCCCUUCAUAGGUCAGGUCUUUAUCGUUUCGAUUAGAUUAAGUUAUCAUCUGCUUAUAUAUGCAUGUAAAACAAUUGUAGUUGAAUUGAGAUUUAGCUUAUACAGUGUCUUUGGUUGGAGAAACUGGUGCUUUAGGCUGUAAGAUUGCGAUUUUGAUUUUUUUUAAUUAUUUUAGCAUGCGGAUGGGGAUACUAUUUCUUCUGUGAUUUACUUUACAAUUUUAGCGUUAUGUCCAUCACUUAGUUAUUGUCUAUGUGGCACGACUUUUCAAUUAUGUACUAUAAAAUUCCCAUGUUGUUGUGCGAUAUAUCCAAGUGCUAUAUGCACUCCUUUUUCAUUUUGUUGUAUCUCUAGAUCUAAGGUGAUUGAGCUUGUAUAUUAUAGAAAGUUUGGACUCUCCUCUUCAUGGUUACUAGAGGACCUUCUGGUCUUUCUGGUGUGGCUAUUGGAUAGAAUGCCAUCACGGGAGCAGAAGGUUAUACGCUAGUUUGUGUGUUUCUUUUGUCCAUGAUGUCAAGUUGAUAACUACUCCUAUGCUAUGCCUUACUUCUGAGGAAAUUGAUUCUGAGGCAUAUUAUUCUUUCACAUAGUUGUGUUUCUGUAUCUGUUAACUUUGGUUCUGUAUGAAUUUGUGGCCAGCUGGCCUUUAGGUUUCUAUUCAUGGUUCUUAAGUUUGCCCUAUUUAAAUCUUUAUGCUCAUUCCAUUGGGCUGCUCCUUUUUUGUGAAACAGGGUUUCAGAAAGGUUGACCCUGAUCGUUGGGAAUUUGCAAAUGAAGGUUUCUUAAGGGGUCAGAGACACCUGCUAAAAACAAUUACCAGGCGAAAACCUGCGCAUGGACAUCAGCAUUCACAUGGACAGAACUCGUCUGUUGGUGCAUGUGUUGAAGUUGGGAAAUUUGGUCUAGAAGAAGAGGUUGAGAGGCUUAAAAGGGACAAAAACGUCCUCAUGCAGGAGCUCGUUAGAUUAAGACAACAGCAACAAAGCACUGACAACCAACUUCAAAAGAUGGUCCAACGUCUUCAGGGCAUGGAGCAGCGGCAGCAGCAAAUAAUGUCAUUCCUCGCAAAGGCAGUACAAAACCCUCAUUUUCUUGCUCAGUUUCUCCAGCAGCAGCAGCAGCAACAACAACAACAAAAUGAAGGUAAUAGAUGCAUUAGCGAAGCUAAUAAGAAACGGAGGUUGAAGCAAGAAGGGAUUGCCGAGGAUCAGAAUGUUGCUUCUCCUGAUGGACAGAUUGUGAAAUAUCAGCCUCCAAUGCACGAGCAAGCAAAAUCAAUGAUCAGACAGCUUAUGAAGAUGGAACCUUAUAAAAGUGGUGACAACACUUUCCUUCUCGGUAACGAUACUUCUUCACCAAGCCAUGUAUCGGGAGGUGUGACUCUUCAGGAGAUGCCACCGACCUCCUUGCCUCAUCCAUCAUCAGAUAUCGACAGGUUUCCAGAAUCGGAAGAACCAACCAAGGAUUCACCUGAUCUGACUCUGCCUGAAUUUUCGGAAAUGAUUCCAGAAGGCAUAGCCGAGGUCCCUGCAGAGACUUUCAUGGAGCCGUUUACAGGCUAUGCUCCUUUCGUGGACUCUGAUCUGUUGGCGAAUGGUUCUGUGCCAUUUGACAUUGAUGAUAUUCCUCCGGGUCCCGAGAUGGACCUGCUGGUCGAUUACUCGUCCCUCCUGGAAGAUUAUCUCGCGUCAAGUCCGGUGGCAGAUGAUAUGGAUUCAGCGUCAGGAGAUGUUAGAACUGGGAGCAAUGAGACGGAGACAGAGAAGAAGCAAAAUGGAUGGGACGAGGACAGAGCCAAACACAUGGACAAGCUGACUGAACAGAUGGGUCUUCUCUCCCCUGAAAUCAAGGACCUUCCAAGAUUCAGGCAAGAAGAACCCUGAUCCCUGGAUCCAAGUAACUUCAUCAAAUUCGCACUGAAGCAUAUUUUAUCAGAUGUAUUUUUAUUUAUUUAUAAAGUUUGUGAUAUGUUCUUUUAUGUGGGAUUGGUGUUGAGAAUCUUGAGAUUCUAAGUUUAAAAUCAAAGGCAAGAGAUGAGUCUGUGUCGCCACGUGUUCAAAUUGUUAAAAAAGAUAAGUCUAUUAUUAUGUUUUUUGUCUAUAAUCAAAUUGAGAGAGAGAUUGAUCA